Messenger RNA from Struthio camelus australis, 6213 nucleotides. NCBI's taxonomy places the organism in Eukaryota, Metazoa, Chordata, Aves, Struthioniformes, Struthionidae. The record is from RefSeq and is a predicted model, not a curated record.
AUAUUUCAAAAACUCUCAUCAAAUUUCCAGCGGUUUCAAGUAAGAAGAGCUCAUGCCGACAGCUGUCUUUGGAGCUAGAUGGUUCCUACUUAGGUAUGAAAGGGCCACGAACUUUUUAUAAGAACAGUAGCACAUCAAAGGCUGGAAGCCCAGGCCGUGUUGUGUUGUCCCAGCCUUGCAGAAAUAAUCAUGAUUAUGGGGCUGAAGUCCAUCACAACCAUCAGGAGUGUCUAAAGGAAUGUCCUGUGGAAAAUGGCUUGCACAGAAAGUGCAACAAUACGAUUUCCUUAAGCAAGCAAAGGAGCCCUAACCGUAUGAAACCAGCUCAGCAGAUGGAACAGAAAGGAAGCGAAUUUCAGAGCGCAUGCCCUCAGCAAAUGCGUCACUGUUGUGCCUUUAGGCAUGUAGGGAGCCCAGGUGCCAUACAAGAGAGCCACCAUGUCAGCUGGGUACCUGGAGGACAUUCUGGACCAGUUCGUGAAAUCUGUGAUUAUUCUAGGCUUUCUCGAGUUUCUGGGCUAAAUGACAGUGUGGAUGCUGGGUCUAAAGAAACAGAGGAAGCUAAAAGGCUAUCUGAAGAAAGAAGGCAGCAGCUUCUUCUGCAGAAAAUGGAGCUGGAAAUUGAAAAGGAGCGUCUCCAACAUUUGUUGGCUAAGCAAGAAGCAAAACUACUUCUAAAACAGCAGCAGCUACACCAGUCCCGUAUGGAUUAUAACAGGUUUAGAGGCCAAGUACCUAGUUCAGAAGAUGUGCCCAUUGGUGAAGCACCAGGAGAACUUGAUCUGAUGAUGAAUGGCACCAGCAUGGGACUAAGUUUACCGGUAUCGAAAUGUGAAGAUUACUUUCCCAGGACACCACCAGUGAGCAAAGUCUCCAAACCACCAGGGAGCAGUGGCGAGAGCAAUUCGGGGAAGAAGACGGUUGGUUUUAGUGCAAAUGUUGAAGAUGGGCAAGCCCUUCUGAUGCGGGCCAAGAGGGAAGCCAGCAGGUCAAGGAAAGGGACAACUUCCGGGCCUAGAAAGGAUGCAGCCACAUCUCCUGUGCUGACAGGCAGCAAUAAAGAGCUUGUAACCACAGCCACAUCUCCGAUCCAGCAUGACACUUCACGGUAUGAAGCCUCUCUUCUUGACCUGGUUGAAGCUAUGAGUCCCAUAUGUGCCUCAGGACACCUCUACAGAGAAUCCCAUGACAGGAGCAAAAUGCACACACCUCAUCACGCGAGCCACAGGCCAUCGGCUUGGUACCAGGCCCCUCGGAGUUCCAGAAGCAGAGCAGAUGAGCUAGAAGAGAGCCGGCUUCUCGAAGAAAUUUUCUUCAUUUGACAAGGCUUUUUGGUCUACAGCCUUUCUGUAGAAUUUUUAGAACUUUUUUAUUUCUGAUUUGUUUGUGUCAGAGUAUCAUUUUUAAAUUAUUUGACUGACAACUGAUUGUCUUCCCUCCUCUAAAACAUAACUAAUUAGCAUCCUGUUUCAUUUCAGAUUUAGCAAUCAUGUUGCAGGAACAUUUUUGGGAUAGACCAGUCAGGAAGUGUUAACAUUUUUUUCUAAAUCUUUCACAUGCCAAGUAAUCAUUCUAAAAUAGAAUUUUUUUUUUUAAUGCAUAAUACUUUCUAAUAGAUUGAAGUCACAGUUUAGCCAGCCUCAUAUCGCAAGUUUAUUUCAUUAUCGAUUUUUAGUUCUGAAGCAGUUUGCAAGAACUGCCUAACACUCAAGAACCACCACAUUCUAAGCAGAUUAUUUUCUAAUUAAACAACAGCCUGUUUAAAACCUGGAAUAUUAAGGUACGAGCACUUUACUACUUUUCCCAGUGAUUCUAUGAUCUACUUUUGCCUCCAACAUUCUGAUAUUUACUGUGCUGGGAUUUCAGGGGGUAUGUCCUAAGCUCAACUACACAGUGUCUAAUAACCGUAAUAGAUGUUGUUGCGGCUUGAUGCACUAGGUAUCCAUUUGAAAUAUAUUCCUCCUUAAAUCAGUGCUAUUUGACAUAGUUUAUAUGCUGGGAAAUCUAACCCUGAAAUAGCAGAGCACAGUCAGACGUUACAGUGGUCCAAAACUUAGUUGAUGUACUUUUCAAGAUGAAAUAUACAGUAGUUGUAGGGUAAGAACACUCUUCAGACAUUUUCCCUAACUUGCACUAUUUUGAUCCUGUAUCCAGGCUCUAUUGUAAAUAAGACAAAUCAGUAAUUAUUUCUACUAGCGGCUCGCAAUGCACAUUUCCCUGCCGGCUUUAAUUAUUCAUGUUGUAUCUAUUUCAGUUUAUUUAAAUGCACUUCCAUCUACUGCAUGUACUUGGUUAUUUAAAGAAAUGUGCAGAAUUGGUAAAAAUGACUGCAGAUUACAGGAUUAAUGGUCAUUUUCUCCACAAUGCAGUGUUCAUAUUUUAUUGUAACAGUAGCCACUGGCAUGUGUUCCUAGAAAUAUGAGGCUAAAAUACCCGUUUUGCACAGUAAAAUUGCAGCGAGGGAAAGGCAGAAUUGCGCCUGUAUGAGCAAGUUCUAGGCCAUUUGCUCCCAAACACCGCUUUGUCGGCCAGCACAGCUUUUGUGGCAGUCUCUUCAGGCAACCCUGCUUAUCUUAAUGGCAGUGAGUCUCUGUACUGAUGCUUGGGGUAUCGCUGCUGCCCGCCUCUCACUCACUUGCUCUUGUGCAGUAGCUCUCACAAAGUAUUCCCAUGUUUUGCAAGGAGCUAGCAAGACUUGGCCCACAAUGCCUCUGUGAUGGGAGCAUGCACGAUAUAGGAUAUAAAGCUUAGGCCCCUAGUAGCACAGUGCUGUUAUAGCAAUGAAAUAAAGGGAGAAUGAAAGGGAAGAUGAACCUUAAAUUAUUCUGAGGUGUUUCAUUCAGAUCCAGUCUUAAUCACAAAUUAGGUGAUACCCUUUUCUUGCAUCCCAGUUGAAUUUUGAAAGCUGCCUGAAGAAGUCUGAAGAGGGGAACUGGCAUUACUGGACCAGAAAAUGACUGCUGUGGAAAGGCCUGCUUGGUCUGUCUGGCUGUCUCUAAAGUAUUAUAGUUCUUUCCAAGAUACCCAUCUGCUGCUGCAUUUCCCUCUUAUUCUACUGCCUGAGCCUCCUAGGGCAGAAUUAUCUGGUUAAAGUCCCCCAAACUGUAGGUGUCCUAUUCAAGUACAGUAGUUGGAGAAAUAGGUUUUCUCACUCAGCGUGUUUCUGCUGGCUGACUCUUGGGAAUUGAGGUGAGCGUAUCCUCCUCCUUGAGGAGGACAGGGAAAGGGAGAGGAAGGAAGAGAAAAAUUUUCAAGGAGCAGCCAGAAAACCAUGAAGAAAUGACCAGCACAUAGGUUUCAGAGGAUUUUUUAUUCUUUUUUUUUUUUUUUAAGGUUGAUUUUUUUAAAAAAAAAUAGUUCUCCAGUUUCAGUCCAAUCACUUUACUUCUCUUUUCCAGUUUGACUGCAACUGUAAUUGCCUUUUCUAAUAAGGACUAACCGACCUUUCUGAAACAGCAAAAAAAAAUAUGUAUAGCUCUUAAAAAGGUGCCUUUGUGUACACAUUCUGGAACACUGCAUGGGAGCAUUACCUUCUGUGGUUCUUUGUGGGUGCCAAUGUUUAACCACUUUAGGAUUCUUUAUGAUCCAUUUUAUCCAUUAACUAUUCUAAUUCCGAUGGUGACUUUUGACUUGAAUCUAUAUUUUAGUAGUAACUUUUUAAAAGGACAUUGUCAAGAUUGUGGGCUCUAUGCUGUGGGUGCUGUCCAUCAGUCAGAGCUACGUGGGAGACAUACCUUUAUGUUGUAGCCAAGAAUUCUAGAAUUAAGAUGGUCGAAAUAUCUGAUGGGUGAAGACCUUCGUGUUUUAACUACCUCUGAGAUGUGAACCAAGAAACAAAAGCUAUUAAUUUGGUAGAGCCUGUGAAAAAUCAUUUUUUAUAAUACAGGCUCUUGCUCUGGUCAUCAGCAGUACAUUAGGAAUAGUGUUUAGCAGUCAGUGCAAGCAAAGAUAUUUUGCCAUAAGGCAGUAACAAAGUUGAAGUUAUUAAAACAUUUAUAGCCUUAGAAAAAAAAUCAAUGAUUGUCAAGUAGGAAAGGACAAAAUCAGUAGUUAGAACUGGGAGGGGAAUUGUUUUCCAUCUACUAAAACAGUAGAGGAAAUGCAAAAAUUAAACUACCAAAAGCAAUCACUUGACAGUGUCCUUUUAAGUUUAAGCUCCUAUAUUAGGAAGCUGCCGCUGGGGAGUUAGUCCAGCCGUAGAUUGUUUGUCCAGAGUGUUUCCAGUUAAUACGCUUCAGCUAUACAUCAGGCUGUGUUUUACAUGAGGCUGUGUGGAGUAACAUGAUUCUGGCUAAGGCUGCUACCCAUACCUUCACUUUGUGUUCUUCCUGUGUGCUUGUGUCCACACACUUGCCAAGUUUGUGUAGUCGUGUCUUUUGUGCACCUUGCACGCAAUGGGCCUGUAACAGUCACGCUCUUUCCACUUUUAGCCUCUCCACUCCCACUGCUGAAUCCCAUCUUAAACCCAAACAUGUAUUAAUAUAUGUGUGUGAGGUUUUAAUGUAAUAAAUUAUCUGGGGGUUUCAUUUUAUCUUCCAGACCUUCAUUUGUUUGAAGUGUCUUGUAUUUUUUUUAUCCAGCUCAGAUGUAGCAAUUGCCAUUGACAGUAUGUUCCAAUGUCUAUGUCAUCGUAUCAUAUAUAUUCUCAAUCUUAGUUUGCUAGUAUAGAUGAACCAGUUUUAAACCUUCCCUUUCUUUCCAGUAUGUGGGUUUUGCUGUGAGAAAGACCAAGACCUCUUCUGGAGCCUGAUGUGCAGGAGGAGGAGAUCUCGGUACGAAAGGAGUUGGCUGGAGAGGAGAACGGGGGGAGCCAGCACCAGGCACUGGGGCAGAAAGACGGAAUUCAAGAGUAAGGAAGAAAGGACGGAGGUGCAGGCAAGACGGGACAAGGAAGCAAGGCAGAGAACUGCCGCAAAGGAUGACAGAAGUUAUAGGCUGAAUGCAGCUGGGCCAGCCCUAAAGGUAGAGGAGAUGAGUUGUUAAAAUUCAGUAAGCUGAUGAGAGAGAAUUUUGUGCUUAUAUCCUGGGGUGAGAAAUCCCUUAAAGCAGUGAUUCCCAAAUGAUGCAUAUGACUUCCCACCCCUUUUCGAAAUCAUGUUGCUGAACUUGGGGAGCUGCUGCCCAAAGGAUAGCUGAUAAAUCAGGGAAAGAAGGAAAUAACCCAACUUUAGCUCCUCCCCUCUACAGUAGCUAAAAAGGGAGGCCAGACCACAAGGAGGGUAAUAGGGUCGAGACCAGACGCUAACCAAUGUACGGACUACGUUUAAUUGAUAGCAAAGGAGGGGCUGGCGUGGACUUAGAUUACGAAAGAAUCUGAGACUGGAUAUAGCAAGUCUGAAUAAAGGAGAAACAAAAAUAACAAAAUUUGCGGUGAUCCAGUGAGCUCUGGAGACUUGGUGUUAAGGAAGGAGAGGAAAGGGCUUAGCUAUGCUUGAGAGAGAUUGAGCUUGAAAUAUCUAAAAGAUAUCUCUUGAAAGCACACAUGAGCCCAGGGUCAAACUCUGAAAGCUACAGUAGAGCUUUUCUGAAAUACGACCUCCAAAUGGUGUCUGAAUUUGUACCAGCUGAGGGGGAGAAGGCACAACCUACUUAGUUAAAGCCUUCUUUUUUAAUGUUACUAAAUUUAUGAAAUUGUGUGCUAAUUAGUAUAUGAUUUAUAAAUUUACAUAACUGCAUGCUACAUAAGACAACACAGAAUAUUGAAUGAGGUGAUUUAAACCAGCGAAAGUACAGAAAUCUGGGUGACUCCGCUCUGGAAAAUGCCUCUCCCAACUCGGAGUUGCUCCCUGCAUCUCUGCAAGUCUCAUCUGCUCACUGUGACAAUAAAUCUUCUUUUAUAUUGUGGCUCCUCUUAGCUGUGGGAGAAUGGUGAUCCUUGUGCAGGGUGUUUGGAAGCAGAAGUCAGCUACGAGGAGCGAGAAACCCAACUUGGUCAGUGUUGGUACUUGACAACUCCCGCAGUUGUUUGAAGAGGAUGUCACUAUGUCCCAACUGCAGCAACAGAAUGGCACUAUGGGAGAACUGGAUAUGAUUCCCAGCUUUGGGAAGGCUACUUCUUUAGCCUGUCUCCCUGGCUGUUAGAUGCAGUAAAGACACUGCACCCUAUGCAGAAUGCUUUGGGUACUGCUGGUGAAGACUGCUGAGAAGUAUAUAUACCACCACGUCUCUGAGGGGCUAUGACUAGUAUUACAGACUGUGGUGUAAGGCACCGGA